Messenger RNA from Stereum hirsutum FP-91666 SS1, 953 nucleotides. RefSeq lists its product as uncharacterized. The record is from RefSeq and is a predicted model, not a curated record. The transcript has 7 exons. Bases 135 to 923 code for a protein of 262 amino acids. Lineage: Eukaryota; Fungi; Basidiomycota; Agaricomycetes; Russulales; Stereaceae.
UCGUAGGUGUUCUCGAGCAGCUUGAACCGGAACGGGAGACCAGAGGGAGAAAGAUUGCACUCGUUCUGCAUGGUACAAUGGGGUCAGUUUCUGGCCCUUCUCGAUAGAAUGCCUGAGGCGACAUAUAGGGAUUGAUGAAGAGCGCUCUGCGUAACAGGCAUAAAGACUAUCUGUUCCAGAAGCGAGUCGCUCUCCGUCUUCCCCUCGAUUCAUUUCGUUUUGACUUCCGAGGAAACCACGAGUCGGGCGGAACGUGGAAACAAGCCGCUAUUCACGAAGACGUCGAAGAUGUUCGCCUUGUCGUGUCUUAUCUCACCGAGAGAUAUGGUUAUGAAGUAGAUCUUGUGGUAGGGCACUCGAGAGGGAGUGUGGUGGGUAUGUCUUGGUGUUGUACGAGCGAAGAAGGGAAGAAAGUCAGUGGGUUUGUAAAUGCGAGUGGGAGGUAUCGGAUGGAGAGGAUCCAAGACAAUCUUCGACACUAUGCUGCCUCCUUCGCCCAACUCGGUCACUAUAAGUGGCACGUUACUGUUGCCCGUAAACCUGUCGUCGGAAUAAUAUAUCCAGGAGAUCUAGAUCAGUUUGCUAGUUGGGACACGAGUAUCGUCUGGGAUCAAUUUCCAGGACAUACGGAUGUGUUGACAGUACACGGCUUGAAGGAUGCCACAGUACCACCCUACGACGCCACAUUAUACGCGCGAGCAUUCGGUUCAAGGGAACAGAGCGGACGAGGAUCCGGUACACAUAACCUAUGCUUCAUAGAAGGAGGAGAUCAUAAUUUUACUGGUAUCCAAGAUGAGAUUACGGACAUCAUUCUUCGAUGGUGGGCCAUGCACGAGCGGAAUGAGCUCAAGACUGGGAUAUGGGACACGGGUGUUAGGCCCGAUCCAGUUGCUGUGGUCACAGCCACCAGUCACAAACUCUGAACCCCGUCAAGAGUUGUACAACAUGGAGUC